AUGAUUGAAUUUUUCGGCGAAAAUGAGCUAAUCUACGAGAAUCGUAUGAAGUUCUUCAACCAGAAUCGCACAAUUUUGGAGCAUUUCAAAUUCGAAGAUCUGAGCAGCAAAUGUGACAACAACAACAUCACAGCUCCCAGAAUCGGAGCCAAAAAAGUUCAGGAGAGGUUCAAGAGUUGCGCGCUGAUUUUGCAGACUAGAUUCUAUUUGGAUCCGGAUUCGAAACUUCUGAAUUGGCCUACUACAACUUAUGUUUGUGAUGAGGAAUUGGAUAUGAAAGAUGUGCCGGUUUUUCCGAUUCGAGCUGGCAAAAAAGAGGGCGUGGCUUAUUUUGCGAUGGUCCCGAAUUGUGUGGGUUUUUUUUGUGGGAAGCCUGGGAAGCCUGAGGAAGCCUAGACGAUUUUCAGAAGCCUGAAAAAAACCUGGGAGAUUUCUAGAAAGCCUGGAAAUUAUCUAGAAUUUUUUCUGGCAGCCCUCAAGGCUCGGCUGCUUGUCAUGAAAGCUUCCAAGGCGUGGCUGCUUCUCGAACAAGCUCUCUAGGCGCCACUGCUUGUCGCGGCUCCUUGUCUGGCUGCCUCUCAAGGCGCAGUUGCUUGCUAGACCGGUUCUCAAGGCUCGGCUGCUUCUCGAACAAGCUCUCACGGCGCCACUGCUUGUCAUAGCAGUCCUCUAGGCGUGACUGCUUGCAAGCCUGUCUCUCAAGCCGCAUCUGCUUGUCAGGGAGGCUCUCUAGGCGUGCCUGCUUGCUAGACAGGUUCUCAAGGCUCGGUUCCUUGUCAGGCUGCCUCUCAAGACAUGACUGCUUGUCAACGAGGUUCUAUAGGCGUGACUGCUUGCCGACGAGGAUAUCUGGGCUUGCUUGCUUGCUAGACAGGUUCUCAAGGCGCUGCUGCUUGUCAGCGAGGUUCUCAAGGCGCGGCCCUUUUUCAAGACAGGCCCUCAAGCCGCAUCUGCUUGUCAUAGCAUGCCCUCUAGGCGCGACUGCUUCUCGAAUAAUCUCUUAAAGCUCGCUUGCUUGCUAGACAGGUUCUCUAGGCUUGGUUGCUUGCUAGAACUGCUCUCUAGACAUGACUGCUUGUCAUAGCAACCCUCAAGGCAUCAAUGCUUGCUAGACAGGUUCUCAAGUCGCAUCUGCUUGUUAUAGCAACCCUCUAGGCGUGACUGCUUCUCGAACAAGCUCUCAAGGCGUGAAUGCUUCUCGAAUAUGCUCCCUAGGCGCCACUGCUUGUCAGAAUCGUCCUCAAGGCGCGGCCCCUUGCCACAGUGAUCUACAGAAGCCCUAAAGCCUCAAUUUUUUCAGAAAUCCGACUCCAACCUGUUCCUGACCUCAAUUCCCGAUUCAAAAAAAGCGAUCGAAGAAUUGUCCAAAAAAAUUCCAAAAUCCAAAAUUUCCGAAAUCAAAUUGAAAGAAAAUGAAACAGAUUUUGGAGGGAAUUUUGAAAAUAAUACGGUAGGAAAUUUGGCGCCAAUUUUUUUUUUCAAAAAUUCAAAUUUUUUUUUCAGAUUAUCGAUUUUCUAUUGCUCAACGGUGAUUUGGACUACAAAUCGAUAUUCAAAAAAGAUGGGAUUUUCGAUAAGUCCAAUAUUACAGUAUGCCAAAUGAACCUGCAGAUCAAAAUGUCGAAUUCGAAAAAUUUCUACGAAUUUAUCGCAAUGAUUUUUGAGGAGAAUAUCAAAUUUUUGCCAAUGAGACCGUUUUUUUGGGACAGGGAAGAGAUUACGGUCGCCUAUUUUUUCAAUGUUUCUAAUGAGUUUUGUGUGCGGAAAUAUUUGUAA
Caenorhabditis angaria is the source of this 1776-nucleotide messenger RNA. NCBI's taxonomy places the organism in Eukaryota, Metazoa, Nematoda, Chromadorea, Rhabditida, Rhabditidae. The record is from the annotation of a GenBank genome assembly.